AAUCAGUAACCUUAUAUUAAGCAUUCCAAAAUGCAUUGAAUCAGAGAACUUAUAAGAGAUACAAAUUCUCCGAUCAAAUGAGCUAAACAAGUUUAUAAACAUUUCUCUGCAACAUUACGGUUAUGGAAUAUGUUGCUAGAUAAGUUGAACUUGUUUUUCGACACAGUUUAUCUAUCAUCUAGGCGAACAGCUGUUUGAAGAAAGUGACAGCUGUCAAAGGCCGGUUUGUUUACAAAAAUAAGCAAUUGCCGAUUUUUUAUAACUUAUUAAAUUAAUAGGAUUACUAUAAUAAAAGUACUAAAAUAAUAACUUUGUAAAAAACUUAAAAUGGUGUGCGCACUAGGCAUCGAAGGAAGUGCGAAUAAAAUUGGUGUUGGCAUAAUACGUGACGGAGAAGUGUUGGCUAAUGUGCGCCGUACCUAUGUGACACCACCGGGCGAAGGAUUCUUGCCAAAAGAAACAGCACAGCACCAUAGAGAAGUUAUUCUCCAACUUAUCAAAAGCGCGAUGAAAGAAGCUAGCCUGGAACCAAAAGAGUUGGAUGUUAUUUGCUAUACCAAAGGUCCCGGCAUGGCGCCGCCACUAUUGAUUGGCGCAAUUGUGGCACGAACACUUUCGUUAUUGUGGGAAAAGCCACUUUUAGGUGUUAACCAUUGCAUUGGUCACAUAGAAAUGGGCCGUCUAAUAACAAGCGCGCAAAAUCCUAUUGUGCUCUACGUGAGUGGCGGCAAUACACAAGUAAUUGCUUACUCUAAUAAACGAUAUCGCAUUUUUGGUGAAACCAUAGAUAUCGCCGUGGGCAAUUGUUUAGACCGGUUUGCGCGCAUAAUUAAACUUUCGAACGACCCCAGUCCGGGUUAUAAUAUAGAGCAGUUAGCAAAGAAGGGCAAAAUUUUUAUAAAACUGCCGUACGUUGUCAAAGGUAUGGAUGUGAGCUUUUCGGGUAUUCUUUCACAAAUUGAAGAGAUCGCCGAUCCCAGCAAAAGGCGGAAUAAGCGUAAAAAAGCAGAAGAAGCGGCGGAGGUACCAGAAUAUAGUAACGAGGAUCUUUGUUACUCGCUGCAAGAGACAAUAUUUGCAAUGUUGGUGGAAAUUACCGAACGUGCAAUGGCGCAUUGCGGUUCUAAUGAGGUACUCAUUGUGGGUGGCGUGGGCUGCAAUGAGCGCCUACAAGAAAUGAUGCGCAUCAUGUGUGAAGAACGUGGCGGUAAACUAUUUGCUACGGAUGAGCGCUAUUGCAUCGAUAAUGGUCUGAUGAUCGCACAUGCAGGCGCUGAAAUGUUUCGUUCUGGUACACAAAUGCCUUUCGAGGAAUCAUUUGUAACGCAACGCUUUCGUACAGAUGAAGUGCUAGUCACUUGGCGCGAUGACUAAUGAAUAGGCAAAAUAUGACGCCUCAUAUUGAGUUUGGUUUAAACUGCAAACAACAAACAACGAUUUGUUCUGCAUUCUUCAAAAAGGUUAGUUACUAGCCUCUUGAAAAUUCAAUAACAAACAAUUCGUACUAAGCUUCAGAUUUGAGAAAUUGAGCAAAACUUCAUGUAUUUAAAUAAAUUUAAUUCCAGCAAGCAUGUUUGUAUGUACUAAAUAUAUGUAUAUAGUCUAGUUUCAAAACGAAUCUUUACUUUGUUUCUAAUCGCUCAAUUCCUUCUCGAUACCACGCCAGUAACUCUUCAUUUCCAUUGGAAACAGUCGCUUGCCCUCGAUUAUGUAAACCUCACCAUUUUUCUCCUUUUCUAAAGCGCUAAGUAUGCAACGUGAUACAUCGGCAGCACUUUGCUUGUUGAGACGAUCCAACACUCGAUAUGAUUCAUCACCCAUAUCGGGAAAGAGUAUUUUCUCAGUAAAAUUUGUAAACAUGUCCGUAAUAGUGGCGCCGGGACAGAUUGUGAUGAACUUGAUGCCAGUGCGAUUUAAGUAAAUAUCAGUCUGCAAAUAAAUACUUAUGAAUACAGUGAAAGUCUAAAAUAAAAGCACUUACACCCAAACAUCGUGUGAAAUUUAUAAUUCCUGCUUUAGUAGCGGCAUACACAGGCAGCAGAAACAUUGGAUCCAAACCAACAACCGAAGACAUAUUUGCUACAAUACCUCCUUCCCCACCAUUUUCCUUGCUCAUCACUUUAAGAGCCGCAAGUGUGGAAUUAAUGAUGCCGCCCUAUGAAAGCGUACAGCAUAAUGCGUAAAUAUUGUGAUAA
Molecule: messenger RNA, 2195 nt
Organism: Rhagoletis pomonella (apple maggot)
Lineage: Eukaryota; Metazoa; Arthropoda; Insecta; Diptera; Tephritidae
Product: probable tRNA N6-adenosine threonylcarbamoyltransferase
Exons: 4
Coding region: 328-1374 (348 amino acids)
Biological process (GO): tRNA threonylcarbamoyladenosine modification
Cellular component (GO): EKC/KEOPS complex; cytoplasm
Source: RefSeq, a predicted model, not a curated record